Molecule: messenger RNA, 1947 nt
Organism: Mus pahari (shrew mouse)
Lineage: Eukaryota; Metazoa; Chordata; Mammalia; Rodentia; Muridae
Product: olfactory receptor 8B3-like
Exons: 2
Coding region: 763-1695 (310 amino acids)
Biological process (GO): sensory perception of smell; G protein-coupled receptor signaling pathway
Cellular component (GO): membrane
Molecular function (GO): olfactory receptor activity; G protein-coupled receptor activity; odorant binding
Source: RefSeq, a predicted model, not a curated record
AGCAGUGAAAAGAAUGACAAUAUAUCAAGAAAUUCAUAUGUAUAUACAUACACAUUUAUUCAUAUAACAACAACCAGUAAAAAAGAAGACCAUGAAUUUGAGAGAGAGAGAGAGAGCAAGAAGGAACAAUAUGACGCUUCAAUGUAGAUGAUUUCCCUUUUUCUCUACAUACUUGUUAUAUGGUCUUCCCCCUCAGGAUCUUGUCACUGAAGAACAACCUGCUGGUUCAGAGACUUCACAUGGAUACAGUCCAAGAACCAGAGAUGUGCCAUUUUCUUCGCAUUUUUUAAAGUCCUAUGAUUCCAAAGAAAUUUCCAGAUGCAUGGCCAAGACAAGCCAAAGUGUUUUCCAGGUUCAGUAGAUACUUCUGUUGUGGUGCUUAAAUUAGUAAGUUCACUCUGCAUGUACAGUUCUUAUACCAUAGAACCUAAUGUGAGCAUAGCAGAAUGCUCACCAUUCCUAGAUUCUUGUUCUUUUGUUUAAAUUAGAAAAUGUUCAUGGUUCUAACACAUCCAGAGUUCAGUCUGGAUGGAUUGUAAAAUUCAGUUAUUAGAGUUUCUACUCUGUCACAGAGAGGAUAAAACAAAAAGAAAUAGGGAGAUAAGAUAAGGGAGAUGCUGUUGUGUGCAUCAUGCUUCUUGCUUUUCCCUUGACUUCAAUUGUAGCCAUCUAGGAUUUGACAGCCCCACUCUCAGGAUUAGAGAUCUUCAUGAUCCUUUAAUCCACCACUUAUUUAUAUUUCACAAGAUAUCUUAUAGAAAGAUGGCUUUGGUAAAUGGCUCUGUGGUAACUGAAUUCAUUCUCUUGGGAUUAACAGACCAGCCUGACCUUAAAGCUCCUCUGUUCCUGGUCUUUCUAUUAAUGUACAUGAUAACUGCAUUGGGAAAUUUGGCUUUAAUUAUUCUCAUUGUGCUGAAUUCUCACCUUCAUACCCCUAUGUAUUUUUUCCUUUGUAACUUAUCCUUUGUAGACUUUUGUUACUCCUCUGUAAUUAUACCAAAAAUGCUGAUGAACUUUAUUCUAAAGAAAAAUUUUAUCUCCUAUGUGAGUUGUAUGACUCAGUUCUAUUUAUUUGGUUUCUGUGUCAUUUCGGAGUGUUAUAUUCUCACAUCAAUGGCUUAUGAUCGUUAUGUGGCUAUCUGCAAUCCACUUUUGUAUAAUGUUGUCAUGUCUCCAAAGAUGUGUUCCUAUCUCAUGCUUGGUUCAUAUUUGAUGGGGUUUUCUGGAGCCAUGAUUCACACUGGAUGUCUCCUGAGACUGUCGUUCUGUGAUGGAAACAUUAUCAACCACUAUUUCUGUGAUCUCCUUCCUUUGCUGCAGCUCUCCUGCACCAGCACCUAUGUCAAUGAGAUAGUGCUAUUAAUUGUAACAGGGAAGGAUAUCAUUGUGCCCACUGUGAUCAUCUUUAUCUCAUAUGGCUUCAUCCUUUCCAGCAUACUUCAAAUGAAUUCCACUAAGGGCAUGUCAAAGGCCUUCAGCACCUGUAGUUCCCACAUAAUUGCUGUCUCUCUGUUCUUUGGGUCUAGUGCAUUUAUGUAUCUCAAACCCAACUCAACUGGAACGAUGAACAAUGGAAAGAUAUCUUCAAUAAUUUAUACUAUCUUAAUUCCUAUGAUGAAUCCAUUAAUUUAUAGCUUGAGAAACAAAGAUGUUAACGUUGCCUUGAGAAAAACUUUGAGAAAGAAAAUCUUGUAAUCAGAAACUGUUAUUUACUUUAAUUGGAAAUUGUUUUUCUUUGUUAUUUUAGUGGAAACACAUUCCUGGUCCUACAAAUCUGGCAAAAAAUAAAAAUAAAAAAUAAAUAAAAAACAUUUGCAACCCUCAUAGCAACUAGCAGUAAACCCCCUCAUAUGCUUUUGAAGAAUAGAAAAAAUAUCACAGUGCCUUAUAAAUUCUGAACUCUUUACCCAUAGAUUACUGUAGUUCUCAGGCCCUAUCAGAGAUGUU